Messenger RNA from Porites evermanni, 9005 nucleotides. The record is from the annotation of a GenBank genome assembly. Lineage: Eukaryota; Metazoa; Cnidaria; Anthozoa; Scleractinia; Poritidae.
AUGGACAACAUCUCGGAGAUUCUACAGACCAUUCAUAUUGGUGCAGUCGUUGCAACUUUUCUUUUCAACAAUGGACGUAUUAUAAAAGCAGUGGACAUCUUUAACGAAUGUUUGGUGCUCCUUAACGAUAAAGCCCUAGAGACAAGCAAAGAACUUACCACAAAACUUGUUGUCUAUGUAUACCGUAAACUUUUUCUUGGCUACACUCUUAUCUACGAUCACACCCGUGCGGUAGAAUGUGGUAAAAAGCUUCACGUGACACUACACAAUACUGGCCAAAAAGAAGAAGAAGGGAUGAUAUUACUUGGAAUAGCGAACAUCUACUAUCAAAUAAGCAAAUACAAGGAAGCAAAACAGUUUUACGAGAAGGCACUCGACAUCAUGAUUCAGGCUGGAAACAAUCGCGGAGUUGGAAUAUGUUACGGAAAUCUAGGAACUGUGUUUAGGUAUGUUGGUCAAUAUACCAAGGCUGAAGAAUACCUUCAAAAAGCACUAGUGAUCAGGAAAGAAAUCGGUGACAAAGAAGGAGAAGCUGCAGAUUAUGGAAAUCUAGGAACUGUGUUUCUUUCUGUUGGUCAAUAUACCAAGGCUGAACAAUACCUUCAAAAAGCAAUAGGGAUCACGAUAGAAAUCGGUGACAAAAAAGGAGAAGCAUCAGCUUACGCAAAUCUAGGAACUGUGUUUAGGUCUGUUGGUCAAUAUACCAAGGCUGAAGGAUACAUUAAAAAAGCACUAGUGAUAAGGAAAGAAAUCGGUGACAAAGAAGGAGAAGCUGCAGAUUACGGAAAUCUAGGAACUGUGUUCAAAUCUGUUGGUCAAUAUACCAAAGCUGAAGAAUACCUUCAAAAAGCACUAGUGAUCAAUAAAGUAUGCAAAGUCACGCAACAGAAACAAAUCAAAUACUAUGAUUUUAUUCCUUUUUUCGAUUUUCAAUAUGAAAAAAUCAUUUUCAAUUGUCAGCCCUCCCACUUUUCACCUUGCUCCGCGGUCCCUGGUAAUCGUGCUAAUUUGAACGCUAUUAAUCAGUUUCUGAGCUUAAUUAUAAACAUCUAAAAAAAUAAAAAGUUAUUUUCUGUCUACGAUGAUAAUAUUUUCCCUUUUUUUCGUGAAUUUAACGCGUUUCCCACAGCACAAGGGUAACCCUCUCUCCUUGUAAACACUCUGGCCCUUAUUUGUGUAGCUUUUCUUUACCAUGGUGACAUGCGAGUCUUUAAUUUUCCCUGUUAACAGUGUCAACGAAGUAGCUCGACAUCUAAAUUUAACAAGGGACUCCUUGAAUUUACUGGUCUUUCAGAGCAAAACAGCCUGUGGCGGUUUGCUAGCACGUCAGGCGCGACAAACUUCACUCGCAAGAGGUAACUAGUCUGCCUUGUCUUUGGCAUGACUAGUUCAGAAAAGGGACGAUAUAUUUUUCUGACUAACAAGCAAAAACUACAUAAUUGCUUGAAGAAGAAGUUAUCCUUCUUAGUUUCGUUAUAGGUUACUUAACUUUUGUAUGUAUAAAAAAUAUAUUAUGAGAUGAUGGGAACACAAUUUGUAGAGAUUAUUUGUUAUUUCCUGAAUCAGUAACCUGAAAAUUAUAAACAAGUAUAAUUGCUGACAAAAUCAGAAACAUUUGUAAAGAGUUGGCAGAUUCGUCUAUUCUGAAAAGUAAAGAGACUGUAGAACGCGGCAAUAUUUCCGAAGAGAGUUAUUGCGCAGAAUUCAAGUGUUUCCGUGGCAUAUACUUGAGUAUACCUAAAUACAAAGCGUAAAACUCGAGGAUGGAUUCGAGCUAGGAUUCGAACCAGGACUUCGAACGAGGGCUUCUUUUGCUUAUUACUAGAGGUUACAAAGACCGCGCAGAAUUCCACCAAUGAGAGUGAUUCAGUUUACGCUUCACCUACAAUGUUACAGACCUAUGCUUCCAGCUCGACUGUAAGUAAAUGUCCCGAGAACAAUAGCCAUUCUGUGCGAUGUCUUUUAAAGUCAUGAAGUGCUGCGAGUAGAUACUGAGCGGUACUUAAUCAUAACGUAUAUGAAUUUGUUAUAAAUUCACUUACCAACAUUUAUAUUUCAAGCAGUAAAUCUAUCGACUUUUUUGCGGUUUGGCUGAAUAACUCUCAAUCUGAAUAAUCACAAUUUUAUAUCUUAUAGCAGCGUAAUAAGCGCUGCCUUUGCCUUUAAUCAAAUUGCAUCCAUUCAUUUCAUUUCAUUUCAUUCAUUUAUUGCUUUAUUCAGAUAUUUACAAUUCUGUUUUCUAACUGCCCACAAAUAGCAAAGGCUAGUCUAGGUGGGCAGUGUGUAUUUAAAUCAAAAUACGCACUCAUGGUAUUAUUUUAAAUUAAAGGUCAACUGGGAUUUGAAUUUGACUUUCGAAUCAUUAUCAAAAUUUCACUCAAAAUUUCACUACUAGUGUGGAGCUCAAUAAAACACGCCUGCACAGUACCUUUAAGUUUAAUCACAUCUGCCCUUUUAUGAACAGCUUUGCUGUCCUGAUCAGACAAUAAAUCGGUGUUGAAGACCUCAGUGGAACCUUAAUAAAGCGAACGCGUUUUACUAGUCCCUUAGGCCUUCGUUGUAUCGAUGUUCCGCUGUAAUCUCAAUUGGAUGCCAAGGUAUUGUUUGGUCGCUAAGAACUUCUGGCUUGUUUUGUCACUUCACCGCUGCAUACGAACUCUGCAGCCAAGGAAAGACGUUUUUCGAAUUCACUUUCUUUACUUUCCUGACAGAUUUCUUUGCCCUCAUGUUGAACUUCAAAGAGUUUAAAUAUGGAGAAGAUCCUCGCUGUUAAAGACGCAACUUUAUGCACGUACGGAAAGAAAGCCUGACAAAAACGAAAAAUUCAGGCUUACCAGGAUUUGAAGCCUGACAUCUGCGAUACCGGAGAUAAAGAUCGAGAAAAAGGUCAAUACUAAAAUUAAGGAGCUGACACAAAUUAUAAAGCACUAUAUAAGAUCGAUGUAAUGGCAAAGAUUACAAACAAAAGUUAGACUGGAUAUUUAAGUAAAGAUAUCAAACAGAGUGGGGAAUAAUUCAGGAUUAAGUGAGUACCUGGGUUCGCGAUUUUCAAAGCAUGUUACUGAAAUAGUUUUAUUUUACAUAAUUUUUAACAGUAUGGUGUAUGAAGGUAAACAGUACGUUACAAAUAAGUCUGUAAAACUAUUUGUUUUUAUAGAUAUUCUACAUUUGCAGAUUCAACAAGUAUAAAAUACUAGGCCAAAGAAAUCCUACACUUAUAAUCGUCACCUGCCUUAGUAAAUCCUGCAUGGAAGCUUGAUUAUUUUGCCCAAGAAAGUUAGCUGUUCUGUCAAAAGACGUUAAGAAUCUUGUUUCCACUUUCUUACUCUUAAAAUAUUUUUUUUCUCAAGGUUCAGAAAAAAGCGUCAUGGACAACAUCUCGGAGAUUCUACAGACCAUUCAUAUUGGUGCAGUCGUUGCAACUUUUCUUUUCAAAAGUGGACGUAUUAUACAAGCAGUGGACAUCUUUAACGAAUGUUUGGUGCUCCUUAACGGUAAAGCCCUAGAGACAAUCAAAGAACUUACCACACCACUUGUUAUCUAUGUAUACCAUAAACUUUUUGAUGGCUAUACUCUUAUCAAAGAUCACACCCGUGCGGUAGAAUGUGGUAAAAAGCUUCAUGUGACACUACACAAUAUCGGCCGAAAAGAAGAAGAAGGGAUGAUAAUACUUGGAAUAGCGAACAUCUACUAUCAAAUAAGCAAAUACAAGGAAGCAAUACAGUUUUACGAGAAGGCACUCGGCAUCAUGAUUCAGGCUGGAAACAAUCGCGGAGUUGGAAUAUGUUACGGAAAUCUAGGAACUGUGUUUCAAUCUGUUGGUCAAUAUACCAAGGCUGAAGAAUACCUUCAAAAAGCACUAGUGAUCAGGAAAGAAAUCGGUGACAAAGAAGGAGAAGCUACAGAUUACGGAAAUCUAGGAACAGUGUUUUUUUCUGUUGGUCAAUAUACCAAGGCUGAAGGAUACAUUCAAAAAGCACUAGUGAUAAGGAAAGAAAUCGGUGACAAAGAAGGAGAAGCUGCAGAUUACGGAAAUCUAGGAACUGUGUUCAAAUCUGUUGGUCAAUAUACCAAAGCUGAAGAAUACCUUCAAAAAGCACUAGUGAUCAGGAAAGAAAUCGGUGACAGAAAAGGAGAAGCUGCAGAUUACGGAAAUCUAGGAACUGUCUUUGGAUCUGUUGGUCAAUAUACCAAGGCUGAAGAAUACCAACAAAAAGCACUAGUGAUCAGGAAAGAAAUCGGUGACAAAGAAGGAGAAGCUACAGCUUACGGAAAUCUAGGAACAGUGUUUCUUUCUGUUGGUCAAUAUACCAAGGCUGAAGAAUACCUUCAAAAAGCACUAGUGAUCAGGAAAGAAAUCGGUGACAGAAAAGGAGAAGCUGCAAAUUACGGAAAUCUAGGAGCUGUGUUUCAAUCUGUUGGUCAAUAUACCAAGGCUGAAGAAUACCUUCAAAAAGCACUAGUGAUCAGGAAAGAAAUCGGUGACAGAAAAGGAGAAACUACAGAUUACGGAAAUCUAGGAACAGUGUUUCUGUCUGUUGGUCAAUAUACCAAGGCUGAAGAAUACCUUCAAAAAGCACUAGUGAUCAGGAAAGAAAUCGGUGACAGAAAAGGAGAAGCUGCAGAUUACGGAAAUCUAGGAACUGUCUUUGGAUCUUUUGGUCAAUAUACCAAGGCUGAAGAAUACCAACAAAAAGCACUAGUGAUCAGGAAAGAAAUCGGUGACAAAGGAGGAGAAGCUACAGCUUACGGAAAUCUAGGAACAGUGUUUCUUUCUGUUGGUCAAUAUACCAAGGCUGAAGAAUACCUUCAAAAAGCACUGGUGAUCAGGAAAGAAAUCGGUGACAGAAAAGGAGAAGCUGCAGAUUACGGAAAUCUAGGAGCUGUGUUUCAAUCUGUUGGUCAAUAUACCAAGGCUGAAGAAUACCUUCAUAAAGCACUAGUGAUCAGGAAAGAAAUCGGUGACAGAAAACAAGAAGCUACAGCUUACGGAAGUCUAGGAACAGUGUUUCUUUCUGUUGGUCAAUAUACCAAGGCUGAAGAAUACCAUCAAAAAGCACUAGUGAUCAGGAAAGAAAUCGGUGACAGAAAAGGAGAAGCUACAGAUUACGGAAAUCUAGGAACUGUCUUUAAAUCUGUUGGUCAAUAUACCAAGGCUGAAGAAUACCUUCAAAAAGCACUAGUGAUCAAGAAAGAAAUCGGUGACAGAACAGGAGAAGCUACAGAUUACGGAAAUCUAGGAACUGUGUUUCGUGCUGUUGGUCAAUAUACCAAGGCUGAAGAAUACCUUCAUAAAGCACUAGUGAUCAGCAAAGAAAUUGGUGAAAAAGAAGGAGAAGCUACAGAUUACGGAAAUCUAGGAACGGUGUUUUUAUCUGUUGGUCAAUAUACCAAGGCUGAAGAAUACCUUCAAAAAGCACUAGUGAUAAGGAAAGAAAUCGGUGACAAAGAAGGAGAAGCUGCAGAUUACGGAAAUCUAGGAACUGUGUUUUUAUCUGUUGGUCAAUAUACCAAGGCUGAAGAAUACCUUCAAAAAGCACUAGUGAUCAGGAAAGAAAUCGGUGACAGAAAAGGAGAAGCUGCAGAUUACGGAAAUCUAGGAACUGUGUUUCAAUCUGUUGGUCAAUAUACCAAGGCUGAAGAAUACCUUCAAAAGGCACUAGUGAUCUGUAAAGAAAUCGGUGACAAAGCUGGUGUUGGAGCUUUAAACUUAAAGCUGGGAAAACUUUGUCGAGAACUUCAGCUUAAUGCGAAGAGUCAAGAAUUUGCUAAUAACGCACUGGAGAUAAGUUACGAAAUAGGGGACAUUGAAAUGCAGUUUAACAGCCACCUUACCAUUGCUUUAAACGCGUUAGUGGCAGGAGGAAUCACAACUGAACUUCUGCGAAAUCUUUAUGAGAGCAUUCAGAAGUGCGAAGAAAUGCAUGAUUUUUUAAGAGUGAAAGAUCAAUUCAAAAUUUCUUUUUUUGAUCAGCAUGUGUCCCCUUACCUUCUUCUUUGUAGGUUGUUGAUUGCUACAGGCAGUUAUUAUGAAGCUCUGUACGUUGCCGAGCUUGGAAGGUCCAGAGCACUGACAGACGUAUUGUCAGAAAAGUACUCUGUGGAUAAAGGGGUAUCAGUCAACCCACAGUCAUGGAUUGGUAUUGAGAACAUCAUGAACAAAAAUGCACUUAGUUCUUGUCUUUUUGUUUCCUGCUUCGAUGAUAAUAUGUGUUUUUGGAUCCUCAAGCCAAACAAAAUAAUAGAUUUUCGACAAAAGACACUUCAAGAAAGUGCAGAUAAAGUGUUUGGAAAUCAGACAUUUGGUGGCUCUCUUGAUUUACGUCAAGACCAAUACGAAGAUCGAUCAUUGUUUUCAUGUGUAAGUUCCCCGCUACCUUGCAAACCAUUUCAGAGUGACAGCUUCGAAUCUUUGCGUCUUAUAGAAGAAGAGGAAGACAAAAAUCACGACUCUCAACCUUUAACCCUUGCUGAUGGUUACAACAUGAUAGUCACUCCUGUAGCUGACUUACUCCAAGAAUCAGAAAUCAUUAUUGUACCGGAUAACUUGUUGUAUCCAAUUCCUUUUGCUGCUUUAAUGGAUGAUAAUGGAAAGUAUUUAUCGGAUACUUUCAGGAUUCGUAUUGUCCCUUCCUUGACCACUCUUAAGUUGAUUCAGCUCAGUCCAGUAGAGUACCAUAGUAAAACCGGUGCACUGAUCGUAGGAGAGUCAGAGGUUAGUGACGUAUACUACCAAGGAAAACUUCUACAGUUAAACUCAUUGCCUUGGGCCAGAAAGGAAGCAGAGAUGAUUGGGCAACUGCUCGGUGUUCAACCGUUGCUUGGAACGGAUGCAACUAAGCAAGCAGUCCUGAAGAGCAUGCAUUCAGUAAGUCUCAUUCACUUCGCUGCUCAUGGUUAUGCUGAACGUGGAGAAAUAGCUCUUUCCCCUAUAAGCUCCUGCGGAACUCCAAACGAAGAAGACUACUUAUUGACGAUGGCUGAAAUUUCACAAGUUCGACUAACAGCCAAACUGGUUGUCCUUAGCUGCUGUCAUAGUGCAAGUGGUCAGAUAAGGGCUGAGGGAGUUGUUGGAAUCGCUCGAGCAUUUCUAGCAUCGGGUGCACGCGCCGUGUUGGCGGCACUGUGGGCUGUAGAGGACGAAGCUACCAUGUGGUUUAUGAAUCGUUUUUACGAGCACCUUGUUCAUGGUGAAAGUGCAAGUGAAUCUCUUCACCAGGCCAUGAAGUCGAUGAGAGAGAAUCACUUUUCUGACGUCAUGCAGUGGGCACCCUUUAUGCUGAUUGGAGAUGAUGUAGCGUUCAAAGGUUUGUAUUUGAUGUCAAUUUUAGGUUUUUCUAGCCAUUUUUAUUCAAAAUAUGUGAAAUGAAUGUUCGUGACAACGCAAUAUUUUGAAAAUAUUGUUAAAGGAGUUAUACUGAGUUUUGUUAGUUUCUUUCUUUAUUGUCCUUUCGAACCCUGUUCAUGGAAGUGAGGCAACUGGAGAGAAGGUCGAAUUUUAUUUUUCGAUUUUCAUGGAAUAUUUAGUAAAGCAUGCUCCGAUAACCAACUAAAAUGCAAAAGUAAAAAACGAUAGUUGAGAUUCAAAAAAAAACAUACGAAAACAAUUUGAGUCAUAGAGAAGAGAAAUAGGUGUCAACACACUUUUUCUUGGGGGUGUACCUGAUGAAAGACAAAAACGUAGCUUUUUCCAGGCCAGCCAGUUCCAAAUUGAGAAAGCGCGAUAAGGAAAAUAAACGCCACCGCCCUCCUUUUCUCAGGCUAAGUCACGCCCUCAUAUUUUUGCACGCAUAUCACCGCGUCAUCCCUACUAUCUGGGAGCCUGGAACAGGCUAUAAAAACGCUGCAAGUAUUUUUUAGUCUUAAAACAGAUUCAUCCUCAGGGAACCAGAGACAGCUUAGAGGGUAUAAGAACUAAUUACCGAUGGGCCAGAGUUUAAAAGCAGACGGGAAGAUUCCUUGGGCACUUAAUCUAGCCCAAGCAGCUGCAGGAGCAUUCAAUUUUCCAACUUCUCUUUUAUGCAGAUAUUUUUCUGGCAAAUGAGCUAAAGGCAACUCCCUUGUCGUUUUCGUGUGUUCAUAAAAGGAGGGUUUUUGUCAUCAAUAGUCUCGUUUAUGAUGCUUGUUUCGCGGAGAAGUCGCAAGAUUUAAUAUUCCCCCAAGAAAGUAUUUCAUUCGAUUCAAUUGGGUUUUACAAUACGUUUCGCUUUACUUCCCUUCGUGGUCGCGAUUUUGUACCAAAGGAGAUGGCUGAUAUUUUGAGCAACCAUUGGCCGGGCUGCUCGGGCUGCAAGGUAAAGCAUGGUUGGCUUGAUAUCAAUCUCCUACUUCAAGAUAUAAUCUAAUCAGUAUACAAACAGCAAACCAAGAAAAUUAAAAUAAAGUAAAAUUUCCUCACUGCAUACACAAUUGGCCCGUGACGCGGGAAUUAAGUAACUUCCGUCGUGUUGGGCCUUUGCGCUGAUGUCAGGGUGUAUUGCGGCCCUUGGUUAAAAUUGCUUUUUUUGCCCGCUUCUUGGCUAGUUCAACGGGGUUCAGUGGAAGUGACUUAGAAUUUUCCCCCCUCCCACCUCUCCUGGUGAUGGUUGACAUCGCAUACCUGGUUAUUCGGCAUGCCUAUUGUCCUGGCAGUCGCGGUUUGCCUCUCAUAACUUAGUUCCCCGUGUCGCCGGGAACAAUAGGUGUGCAGUGCGAAUAUUAUAAGAAUCGCAUUUAAGCUGAAAGUGAUACAAUACGACUUUAAUGAAUUUUUGCCCUAUAAAUAAUAUCCUCAAAGUGUAAAGGAUUUGCUAUUUGUUUUAGUUUGAAAAAAUCUGUGUUAGAGAUAUUUAGGUGAAACAAUUAGCAAAACGAGCAACAGAAGCAUGUUGAUCGAUGGCUAAAAUAAACGUGGAAAUAAUACAUACGAAAGGGAACCGUGAUGAUUAGUUUUUCUAUUUGCAGGUGCAUUUGAUAAGAGCAGUUCAAAAGAUGGCGAGGGUGCAACGCAAACAAAAAACUUGUAA